AUGGAACACCCCAUCCACAAUCCAAUCCAACCGCCACCUCCUUCCAUCUCUGCUUCUCCUCUUCUGGAAAUCGCAGCCAACUACCCAUUGUAUCUGCGACCAGAUGAUGAAUUAUACCCACCAUUUUCUACUUUCCUCCCCUGCUUGGCUCCCUAUUGUCUCACAACUCUACAUUUCCAUUCUCUGGAAUGUUGCUAUCCUCCGAGUUGGUUCACAGUUCUCGCCCCUGCUCAACAACCUGAUCAGCCACCUUCAAAUAGACGAAUGUAUGAUCCCUGGACCUCUUGUCCCCUUCUUUCAAUCUCUCCCGCUAUCAAAGGCCCUUUCCCCUGGAUAGGUGAUAUCCUCCCUACUCUGCCGGAUUUCUCUGCUGCAUGGAACACUACUUCUUUCCACCCCAUCAACGAUAUUGCAAGAAUCCUCCCAAUCCCAGCCAUCAUACUCGACCAACUCUACGCAUUCUCCCAAUUCCCAAUCCAUGCUAAUCAAACCACCACAUAUGCUACAUUUGAAUGGUAUAGAUGCAUCUUUUCUCAAGGUGUAGACUCCCACAAUCUUCUCCUCCGCAUGGGACCACAGCUAUGUGGCACUGACCUCACAAGCUAUUCUCAACUUCUCGGAUUUGUGUCUCAAGAUAAUGUUGAACAAAUUGAGUGGUUUCAACAUAUUGCAAUGGUGAUGCAAAAGUAUGCUAGUUACUUUAAUGAAUCUGUUCCUUUGAAGUCUGUCUUGACAAAUGGUAUUGGGGCUGUUGCUAUUGUGGGAAGACCGAAUUCUGAUUUUAAUGUAAGUAAUUGGAUUUAUCCUAAUAAUGCAAUGAUAGAACCAUUUCUCACUGGAAGAUUCAACCCUCGUCGUGAAAUCCCUUCUGAAUUAAGAGUGAUUUUCAGUCAUUCUUACCAUGAAUUUGAAGAAGUGGCUGAACAAUAUGCUGUCAUAACCCACACAAACAUGUGUUGGGGUUCUGUUUUUGAAAUUCAAAAUGGCUUUGUUGCCAUCAAUGAAUCUGUUCUUCGUCAAGGGGACUACUGGAAUAUGGGGUCUUUUCGUUACUCACGUCCAGUUGGUCUCAAAAUUCAGUUCUCCAUGGUAAUAGCUUCACGUUACCACCAAGAAGAUGAAUGA
Messenger RNA from Impatiens glandulifera, 1125 nucleotides. RefSeq lists its product as uncharacterized. Bases 1 to 1125 code for a protein of 374 amino acids. The record is from RefSeq and is a predicted model, not a curated record. The transcript has 3 exons. NCBI's taxonomy places the organism in Eukaryota, Viridiplantae, Streptophyta, Magnoliopsida, Ericales, Balsaminaceae.